This is a messenger RNA of Teleopsis dalmanni, 1795 nucleotides long. Its product is annotated as cytochrome P450 6a2-like. NCBI's taxonomy places the organism in Eukaryota, Metazoa, Arthropoda, Insecta, Diptera, Diopsidae. The record is from RefSeq and is a predicted model, not a curated record. The transcript has 2 exons. Gene Ontology annotation, molecular function: oxidoreductase activity, acting on paired donors, with incorporation or reduction of molecular oxygen; monooxygenase activity; heme binding. Bases 80 to 1597 code for a protein of 505 amino acids.
GAGCACAGCUGUUGCUUUAUUAUAGACUAAAAAAAUAAUAAAUUUUUAUUUAAUAUUAUUAAAUACGCACACAAUCAAAAUGAGUGUAACUUAUAUUUUGCUAUACUUGCUGAUCGGCGUGUUAUCGGUAGCAUUUUAUUUUGUACGAAGAAAAUUUAAUUAUUGGAAAGAUCGUGGUAUACCAUACGAUGAGCCUCAUCCCAUAUAUGGCAGCUUCCGUAAUUUUCGCAAAAAUUGUAUUAUACAGGACGUACAUUUCGCUUUAUAUAAGAAAUUCAAAGGCGUUGCACCAUUCGUUGGCAUAUUCUUCUUUCAGCGGCCUACUGCUUAUAUAUUAGAUAGGCAAUUGGCAAAAAAUAUUCUAAUCAAGGAUUUUCCAGUAUUUGCAGAUCGUGGUGGUUUCUAUAAUGAACGUGAUGAUCCAUUAAGUGCACAUUUAUUUGCUUUAGAUGGCGUAAAAUGGAAACACCUGAGACAGAAACUAUCACCCACAUUUACUUCUGGAAAAAUGAAAUUCAUGUUUCCUACAGUAGUAAAGGUAGCGGAACAAUUUGUUCACGUCCUGAAUGAUUUGUUGAAAGAUGGCAACAACUUUGACGUGAAAGAGUUAUCAGCACGUUUUACUACCGAUGUGAUUGGCACUUGUGCAUUUGGAAUUGAAUGCAAUAGCUUAAAAGAUCCAAAUGCAGAAUUUCGUACAAUGGGUCGAAAUGCUUUGUCUUUAACUAGGCACAGUGCUCCGAUUAUGGCACUUAUACAAAGUCACCCAAAAUGGGCAAGGAAAUUGGGUAUGCGUAAAGUACAUCAAGAUAUUCACAAUUUCUUCAUGCGUAUUGUGCACGAGACUGUAGAGUUGCGUGAGAGCCAAAAUAUAAAACGCAAUGACUUCAUGGACUUACUUAUUGAAUUGAAGAAGACUAAGUCUAUUAAAUUAGACAAUGGAGAAGAACUCACUGGGCUUACUGUGAAUGAAGUGGCAGCACAAGCGUUUGUAUUUUUCUUGGCCGGUUUCGAAACUUCAUCAACAGCAAUGAGUUAUACAUUGUACGAACUAGCAAAGAAUCAGGUAGUGCAGGAUAAGUUAAGAAAAGAAGUAAAUGAGGUGCUUGCAAAACAUAAUCAAGAAUUUACUUAUGAAUGCAUGAAGGAAAUGCAUUACUUGGAUCAAGUUUUGUUUGAAAUUUUACGUCUUUAUACUAUUGUUCCACAUCUUAUGAGGCAACCAACUAGAGAUUAUGUUGUACCUGGACAUCCUAAACUGGUUAUCGAAAAGGGUACGUUUGUCAUGAUACCAUCAUCAGCAUAUCAUCACGAUCCGCAAGUAUACCCAGAACCUGCUAAAUUUGAUCCUGAUCGCUUUUCUCCAGAAAAAGUGCAAGACCGAGACAACAUUAAUUGGUUACCGUUCGGUGAUGGACCUCGUAAUUGCAUUGGUUUGAGAUUUGGUAAAAUGCAGGCACGUAUCGGUUUAGCUUUAUUGAUGAAGAAUUUCAAAUUCUCCGUUUGUGAAGAAACACAAAUUCCAAUAGUGUUUGAUGUGACAUCAUUUGUUUUAAGUGCCAAGGAUGGCAUUCAUCUACGCGUAGAAAAAAUAUAAAAUUUAAAUUUUUUUAAUACAAGAGAUUAAGAUAAAAGGACCAGAAAAAGCUUUGUUUUAGAUUAAAUAAACCUCUAUUUGUUAAUAGAUAAAAACACAAAUUUGAUAAAAAAAAUAAAAGUCACCCAGCGAACUAUGUAGGAGACUUGCUGUUGGACUAUUAUAUAUAAAUAUAUCUGCGAUAACGAUUUGUGAUAU